GGGUCCUGCCCCAGGAGCCAUCCUCACCCCAUUUGUUCUCAUGGUUUGGAUGAAGAUUGGCAGGGGAAGCUUUGUUUCACAAGCUUACGGGAACUUCUCACACCAGCAUGCAGCGAGCAGAGAGCCCCACUGGGAGAGAGGAGAACCACACAGCGGAAGCACAAAGCCUAAAUGACCCCUGCCAGGAAUUCAGCACACUUCUAACAAUCUCCGGCGUCGGGUUUUUCUCUCAGGAGCCCCACUUCCUUCUGCCCCUGAGCUGAUCACAGCCUUCCGGCUGAUUCCACUGGAUUAGACGUCAGGAAGGAAACAUGCCUCUGCCCUGGCUUGAUCUGUGCAUGAAUGCUUUGCCGUCUCGUGACUGCUGAGAGCCCAUCCACACUUGUUCAUUCGUUGGUCAUCUUUGCGUGCCCGCUGCAGGUCAGGCAGGGUCUGUGGACCCAGGAGACAGAAGCACACUCAAAGGUGAUGAUAGCAUUUGAAGACCUGGCUGUGUACUUUACGUGGGAGGAAUGGCAGAAAAUGAACAACACUCAGAAAACCCUGUACAGAGAUGUGAUGCUGGAGACCUACAGCAGCCUCUUCUCCUUGGGGCACUGCACUACCAAACCUGACUUGAUCUUCAAGUUGGAGCAAGGAGAAGAGCCAUGGAUGGUGGAUGAAUGCUUGAAUCAGAGCCUUUCAGUGGUCAUGAAAAGGGAUGACCUGAUUAGGAUCAACCAGAAAAGUAAGGACAAAAAUCUGAAUCAGGAUUUUAUGAAAAAUAACAAGACAUCAGCUCACAAGAGAGUUGAAUUAAGAAAAACCCUUAGUUUAAAUUCAAGCCAUAUGCCAACACUGAUUAUUAAAAAGGGAACCUAUUCACGAUUGAAUCCUGAGGAAUGCAAUAAAUGUCACACUGUGUAUCCCCCCAGUGGGCCUGGUCAACUACAGGCUGAAGAGAAAUUUGAUAAUACUAAGAUACCUGGAAAAUCUCUCCAGUUCUGUGAACCUCUUGGUCAGCAUGACAAUAUUCACAUCAUGAAGCAGCCAUUUGGACCCACUGGACAAGCAAAAGUCUUCACAAGAAAGAUGUUCUGUAAAUCUGAGAGGGUUCACAUGGCAGAAAACUGUAAUAAAUCAACUGUCACUUUUGGAAAAGCAACUCAAAUAGAAAAAGCUAUCUAUGAAAAUUCUAGCCUCAAUAUGCAUCAACAAGCUCACACAAGAAAGAAAUUUUAUAAGUACAUUAGGUAUGUUGAACCUGUCAUUCACCAGUCACAUCUUGCAAUAAAUCAGAGACUAAAUACUAGGGAAAAACUUUACACAUGGAACUCUUGUGGAAAAUCAGUCAGUAUUAAUUCACCUUAUGAAUGUAAUGACUGUGGAAAAGCCUUUGGACAAAAGUCAGUCCUCAGGAAACAUCAGCAAAUUCACACAGGGGAGAAAGCUCAUGAAUGUAGUGACUGUGGAAAAGCCUUUACAGAAAAGUCAUACCUUAUAAACCAUCAGCAAAUUCACACAGGGGAGAAACCUCAUAAAUGCCUUCAUUGUGGAAGAGGCUUUCAGUGGAAGUCACACCUCAUAUUACACCAGAGAAUUCACACAGGGGAGAAACCCUAUGAAUGUAAUGACUGUGGAAAAGCCUUUCGACAAAAGUCAGGCCUCGUACUGCACCAGAGAAUUCACACAGGGGAGAAACACUAUGAAUGUAAUGAAUGUGGAAAAGGCUUUGGAUACAAGUCAGCCCUCAUGCUACACCAGAGAAUUCACACAGGGGAGAAACCUCAUAAAUGUAAUGACUGUGGAAAAGCAUUUGGACGAAAGUCAGGCCUCAUGCUACACCAGAGAAUUCACACAGGGGAGAAACCUCAUAAAUGUAAUGAUUGUGGAAAAACCUUUGGACGAAUGUCAGGCCUCAUUGUACACCAGCGAAUUCACACAGGGGAGAAACCUCAUAAAUGUAAUGACUGUGGAAAAGCAUUUGGAAGACAGUCAAACCUCAUCGCGCACCAGAGAAUUCACACAGGGGAGAAACCCUAUGAAUGUAAUGACUGUGGAAAAGCCUUUCGACACAAGUCAGGCUUCAUGCUACACCAGAGAAUUCACACAGGGGAGAAACCUCAUGAAUGUAAUGACUGUGGAAAAACCUUUGGACAAAAGUCAGGCCUCAUGCUACACCAGAGAAUUCACACAGGGGAGAAACCUCAUAAAUGUAAUGAUUGUGGAAAAACCUUUGGACGAAUGUCAGGCCUCAUUGUACACCAGCGAAUUCACACAGGGGAGAAACCUCAUAAAUGUAAUGACUGUGGAAAAGCAUUUGGAAGAAAGUCAAACCUCAUAUUACACCAGAGAAUUCACACAGGGGAGAAACACUAUGAAUGUAAUGACUGUGGAAAAGCCUUUCGACAAAAGUCAGGCCUCAUUGUACACCAGAGGAUUCACACAGGGGAGAAACCUCAUGAAUGUAAUGACUGUGGAAAAACCUUUGGACGAAAGUCAGGCCUCAUCGUACACCAGCAAAUUCACACAGGGGAGAAACCUCAUAAAUGUAAUGACUGUGGAAAAGCAUUUGGACGAAAGUCAAGCCUCAUCAUACACCAGCGAAUUCACACAGGGGAGAAUCUUCAUAAAUGUAAUGACUGUGGAAAAGCCUUUGGAGGAAAGUCACACCUCAUCAUACACCAGCGAAUUCACACAGGAGAGAAACCUCAUAAAUGUAAUGACUGUGGAAAAGCCUUUACACAAAAGUCACACCUCAUGGUGCACCAGAGAAUUUACACAGUGAAGAAACUCAUGAAUGUAAUGACUGUGGAAAAGCCUUUGGACGAAUGUCAGACCUCAUCAUACAUCAGCGAAUUCACACAGGGCAGAAACCUCAUGAAUGUAAUGACUGUGGAAAAACCUUUGGAUGAAAGUCAGACAUCAUGAUACACCAGCAAAUUCCCACAGGGCAGAAACCUCAUGAAUAUUACUAUGGAAAAACCUUUACACAAAAGUCAUACCUCAUCGUGUACCAGAGAAUUCACACAGGGGAGAAUCCCCAUGGAUGUAAUGACCAAGGGAAAGCCUCUGGAUAAAAGUCAAUCCUUUGGAAACAUCAGAGAAUUCACACAGGGAGGAAACUUCAUGGAUGUAAUGACUUUGGAAAAGCCUUUGGACAAAAGACAAAACUCAUAUCACAGUAGAAGACAGCCCAUGUGCUUGGGCCUCUGCACCCACAUGGGAGACCAGGAAGAAGCACCUGACUCCUGGCUUCAGAUCAGUGCAGCUCUGGCCAUUGUGGCCAUUUGAGGAGUGAACCAACAGAAGGAAUGCCUUUCUCUCUGUCUUUCUCACUGUGUAACUCUACCUGUCAAAUAAAAAUCUUAAAAAACAAGAAAUUAAACAUCAACUAACACCAGAGCAUUCAUAUAGCAAAGUGUCAAUUUAAUGAAUGUGAAAAAAUUCUUCUGCCAUUAAUCAAUUCACAUGAAGAGACUCAGAAAUGAGAAAACAUACAUGCAUAGAAAAGUCAUGUACCAUACGUCACCUCUCAAUGGUUACCUGACAACUCACAGAAAGAGAAAAUCCUAUGACUGGAUUAUAAUGGGAAAUACCUUUGUUAUUAGGCAAACUUCCACAAAACAUGUGAAGAUUACAGAGAGAAGUCCCUGAAAUAUAAUUUGUUUGGAAGAAUUCUUUGGUGGAAUCACACCUUAGUGAGUAUUGGGAAGUUUCCAUGAUGAAUUAUGACAGAGUGGUUAACCGUUCUUCACAAAUUUUUCUCUUAUACAACCUGAACUUUUGGUUUCUCAUUAUUGUGAGUGGGAUCAAGUAUCUGAACUGAACUGUGCUCUCUUGUGUAAAUUUUGUUAAUAAAUAUUUAAAAGUUGAGUAACAGUUAUUUCAACAGUUAUUUGGAAUACCAUCUUCAUCAAUUACAAAGUUAUUUGUUUUAUAGCUGCUUUGUUGGCCACCCAGGAUUCUUUCCCCACAUUAUUGCAGUGCAAACCAGUGAUGUGACCAUAGGCAUAUCAAGUGACACAUGUUCCAGCCAUAAUAGUGUACCCCAGCCCUGGAUCAUAAGUGUUCUGUGCAACACAAGGGAAUGAGUUUGUGGUGACCUAUAUACCCAUGAGAAAUUUCAACUUAUCUGUGUGCACAUCUGGAUUAGGCUCCACUACCUAAGGUCUAUUUGAAUAUGGAAGUAGAUGUUGUCACACACAUUACCCUCAUUCUUUAAAGGGACAACUUCAAACCCUAUAAGUUGCAACACUCAUCUGAAUUUUCCUAUAUUACUGAGUGCAUAAUGCCUUUUUCAUUCAUGAUGCCCCUUUUCUACACUUUUUCAUCCUAUUCCUAAUUGCCUUGAGAUAACAACAUGGAAUGAAGUCUAUCCAGGUGGUACCCAUUGCAACAGAGAAGCAGGAGCAUAAAUGUAUACUUUUUUAAAAAAGGAUUAAUUUAUUUGAAAGAGUUACACAGAAAGAGCAGAAGCAGAGAGAGAGAGAAUCUUUCAUCCAAUGGUUCACUCCACAAUUGGCCACAAUGGCCAGACUGUGCUGAUCCAAAGCCAGGAGCUUUCUCCAGAUCUCCCAUGUAGGUGCAGGGGCCCAAGCACUUGGGCCUUCUACUAUUUCUCAGGCCAUAGAAGAGAGCUAGAUUGGAAGUGGAGCAGCUGGGUCUUGAACCAGCACCCAUAUGGGAUGCCAGCACUUCAGGU
This is a messenger RNA of Lepus europaeus (European hare), 4684 nucleotides long. RefSeq names its product zinc finger protein 345-like. The record is from RefSeq and is a predicted model, not a curated record. The transcript has 5 exons. NCBI's taxonomy places the organism in Eukaryota, Metazoa, Chordata, Mammalia, Lagomorpha, Leporidae. The coding region runs from base 343 to 2910 and encodes 855 amino acids. Gene Ontology annotation, biological process: regulation of DNA-templated transcription.